GACGUCAUGCGGGCAUGACGUCACUGCCCUGACGUGUGCUCUGCAGUGAGGCUGCCGUAGAGGGGGAGCGCAUCGUGUUCCCCUCGAGAUCUGCUGGGGGCAGGCGGGGGUUAAUUCAGGGAAGCCCCAUGGCGGGUGUCCCGCAGGGGGUCGGUCUAGAUGAUCCCAACCCGUCCCCUCUCCCCAGGGCUCUGUCGUGACAUCACGGCGCGUCAGCCUGGCGAGGCCUCGUGGCGUCACAGCGAGCCAUCGCUGCCCCGGCCGCCGCGCCCUGUGCCGGCACGGCUCUCUUGGCACUUCGGGGGCCCUGGCCGUGACGUUUUGGUUUCAGGAUCUGUCUGGAUUUUGCUUUCUUUUUUAUUAUGUUCUAAAAUGUCACUUGAGCCAGUGAUGCGCUUUUAAAACGUAGGCAGAGAAAGGUGUAUUAUAAGAAACUACUUGACAGGCUACACAAAGAUGAUAUAUACAUUGGAUUUCCCAUUUUCACUACUAAUAUAGAUGGUCUUGAAAGUGCACUAGGAGUCAGAUAUUUCCAAGAAACUCUCUGUCAAUGAACAGCUCAAGACCCUCCUCACUGAUCUCCGUUUAAUGCAGACAGCUUGAUAUUACGCAUCCUGCUCCUUACUCCAAGUUAAAUGAAAAAAACAAUUUUCUCUAAUCUUCCAUGAAUCUCAGUUGUUGCCUGUUAGCUUUGAUUGUUAGUGCGGGUCUGCCUGCUGCUUUUGCCCUGGAAAAUGUAGCUUCUAACAGGACAAUUACACCUGGGUCAAGAUCCAUUUCUCUGACUGCUUCACUUCAUCCAGUCUUCCGAGUCAUGGCAAAUUCUCCAGCACAUCAUGAUAUCAUAGCAAAGGAGGGGACCAGUGCUUUAAUAGAAUGUAAACUGAACAUCAGCCAAUAUGAAUUUAUCCUUUGGUACAAUUCAAAAGGACAGCUGCUCAAUGAAAGAGAUGAAGGUGGAAGAUGGUUGAUCACUGACCGAAUCCUUAACAUUACCAGUGUAACUUUUGGUGACCGUGGGCGGUACACCUGUGCAGCCAGUAAUCGUAAUGGCACCUCCUACUACACAGUCACCCUGAGGGUUAUCUUCACAUCCGGGGACAUGAGCAUCUACUACAUGAUUGUGUGUCUGGUUGCCUUCACAAUCAUCCUCAUUUUAAACAUCACCCGUCUGUGUAUGAUGAGCAGCCACCUCCGCAAGACAGAGAAGGCCAUCAAUGAAUUCUUCAGGACAGAAGGGGCUGAGAAGCUUCAGAAAGCCUUUGAGAUCGCCAAGCGCAUUCCUAUCAUCACAUCUGCCAAAACCUUAGAGCUGGCCAAAGUCACCCAGUUUAAGACCAUGGAAUUUGCUCGAUACAUUGAAGAGCUUGCUAGAAGCAUCCCCCUCCCACCUUUGAUCCUGAACUGUAGGGCAUUCAUGGAGGAGAUCUUCGAAGCAGUGCGAGUUGAUGAUCCUGAUGAAGUUGGUGAGGAAACCAAACAGACCCAAGCCCUUGCUACCCAAGAUGCGAUCUACCCCAUCAACCCAGAGCUCAAGCGCAGUAAUUCACCAGCAGGGGACUCGGAUGAUGGCUCCAUGAAUGAGCAGGGUCAAGAAAUAGCAGUCCAGGUAUCGGUCCACCUUCAGUCAGAAAUACAAAGCAUUGACACUGUUUCCCAUGACAGCUGCCAUACUGUACCUUCCGAAGAAGAGGUCUGCUGAAUCCAGCGAGGUGGGAUUAUUAAAGCUGCGUCUGAUUUCUGUAGAGUGUCGAGAAAAAAUGAACUCUAGUCAAAUAUGCACAAGAAAUAACUAAUCUUUUUCCAGAAUAUGAGGUGCCAAAACUUUACCUAAAUCUGUGCGUUUCCUCAUCUAUGUUUCUCAGUGCCGAUCUAUAGAUUUAAGCCUGCUUAGAUGAGGCCAUUUGGAAUACUCCUUCGCAACAAUUUUGUAAAGCAAACGUACUCCACUGGAAGCAUUUCACAAACGGGAUAAUUCACACUCAAUUUCUUGGUCACCUCAGUUACUGUUUCAGAGGUGGCUAAAUUGAGCUAAACACGUGCCAUAGGAUCCUUUCCUUUGUGAACUGUUUCUUCAUAUACACAAAGAAAUCUGAAUUCUUUCAGAUUCAAGUCUGCCUGCAUUAUUGUCCUGACGAUUUGAGAGGUGUGCUCUUUUUGAGUUGCCUCUUGAUGUGUGCAGCCCAUCAAAACUAUGGGCUUCGGCAAAUCUGCUUUGUGUAUUUUGCUUUUGUGUUGCCAUCAAAACAUACUGUACUUAGAAUAAGGAAUAGUGCCAGACUGUGCAUCUGGAUUAAAUUAAUUGUCAUAGUUUCAAAGCAAUUUAUGGAAUAACCAGGGCUCUAAGGUUUUAAUGAUUCUUCAGAAACUUACCAAAACGCCAUUGUAGCGUAUGGAAAAUUAAAUCUUGAUUUUGACAUAAUCAGCACCAUGGUUAAAUGACCAAUAUUGGUAGAUGCCGUACCCUGUUUCUGUUUUACAUGGCAGGACAGGAAGGCAGCUCUGCUGGUAUUAUCUGUCCAUGAACCUUAUUGACUUUACUCACUGCAGAAAAUCCAAAGGAUUGUGGUGUAUUUGACAUUGCCGUGGGCAAGGGAUGAUGAGUUGGUUGUCCUAAAAAAAAAAAAAAAAAAAUCUAGAGAUCAGAUGUCUCAGGCAGUUGUUUCUAAACAACAUUAACAAGAAAAGUGGGGGGAACUUAGGGCCAGAUUCUUAGCUGUGGAUAGUUAUGGCUAGUUAUGGCUCCCUGAUUCUGCUGUCUGCCAGUCGCAAGUCACUGGAGUGCAGUACCCGUCUGGCCAUGCCCUCUUCCAUUUCUAGCAAGCCCCAUGGUAAGAGCUGCAAGGAGAUGUAGCACAGGAGCUGACCACACAUUGCCCUGUGCUAGUUAGGGACUCUCCUGUGCCAGGAGAUUCCUCAGAGGAGGAGAUCCAGUCCCUAGGAACUGGAAUGUAGAAGAGACUCUGACCCCUAGUUUCGCUUUUUGGUGCUGAUCUUUUCCUUUUUUUUAUUUUGUAUUUCUUAUUUUUUAUUUAACAUUUACAAGUGUAUCACUUUAAUCACACUUUAUUUCCAGUUGCGAUUUAAAUGUAUGUAAGGCUUGUAAGCACUCCACAAAUUAUUUUCUUACAACUGCUGGGAGCAUAUUGCCAUAUAAUUUUAACAACUUAGCAACAGGAGCACCGCUUAGCUUCCCACAUCUCUUUCUUUGCUUCCUAUUUUUGAAAGGUGACUUGAACUAGUGGUUUCUGGAGGGAACAUUCAAGAUUUUGCAGAGGUUUUCAGGUUACGUUUACAGGGGUGGCGGUGGAUGACAAACAGAUAUAGGAGUGCCAUUCUACAAAGUAGAGGAAUCUGCAGUAAUACAGCCUUGUAAUAAAUGGCAUGAGUAAAUCAUAUUUAUGUGUCAGUAUUAGGGACCGAGAGGGUGAAGCAUUUUUAAGUUCUUUCCCGAGAAGCUUCUGAAGUCAAACACAAGCAACGCAGGUCUAGCAGAGCUUGUCUUCACUGAGAGGCCUGUGUUUAUCAGGAACAUAGGAAUUGCUGACUGGAUCAGCCCAGUGAUCCAUCUAUUCCAGUCUCCUGUUUCUGACAGGUGGCUGUGCUUCAGAGGAGUAGAUCUGGAAUAACCUGUCCUUCGUGAUAGAUUCUUCUUCACGCUUAUAUAGCUAGAGGUUGUUUAUGCUCCUCUUCAUCUUAAGGGUUUAUAUUCCUCUCUUGGCUCUUUGUUUAUUCUUAAAUAGUCAUGGUUAUAAGUCUGGAUAUUUUUGUUAGUCAGAUAAAUGGCCAAUCCUUUUUUGCAUCCUGCUAAACCACUGGCCUCAGUGAUUCCUGGCGGCAGUGAUUCUGCAGGCUAACGGUGCAUUCUGGUGAAAAGAAUUUCCUUUGGUCGAGUUUGAAUGUCAUAGCUCAAAGAUGUUACGGCCAGAAGGGGUAAUCGUGUAGUCUGACCUUGUACGUCCCCUAGGCCAUAGGAUUUCUACUUCGCCAUGCCUGUCUUUCAGAGAAGCUGGCCAUGCCCCUCUGUCAAACUGUCACACUAUAUAUGGUGGCGGCAUCCUUGAUGUUUUUGUCCCCAUGUUAUAAAUGCAAUUUGGAGAUGGAACCGUAAAAUCAAGGCUUCUUUUAAAUACUUCCAAACCAGCAGACACACAAUAAUGAUUGACAGAUGUCUCAUCAAAAAUGGCAGCUUGCAUGCAACAAAAUGACACUGGAGCUAUGUGCGAUCAGUGUAAGAGAACAGCUCCCGAUUUAACUGAAUCUGUUCUUUAAUUUGUAUAGUUUAGGUAGAUAACACUGCGUUCUUAAUAAACCAAGUCUGUGUUUGCCUAUCUAGCUGUUUCAUCUGGUGUCUGAGUAGCAGAGAGAAAGGACUUGUUCCAUUAGGCCAGAAAAUACAGAAAUGAUGUGCUGGAUAGUUUGUUUAUUUUUAAAUUCCAAAAUCAAGUGACCAGUUUGCCAUAGUAAUAAGUCAUUUCAUUUCUGGGAGAGAGGCUGUUUUGUAGGAUUUUCAGUACAUAAGUAGUAUUUAUGAAGUGUAGGGCCCAAUCUUGUUUCCACUGAACUUCAUCAGACCAGGGUUGGAACCUUAAUAUGACAUCAACGAGUGUAUUGAACAGAUUCGUAUGACACUGGGAACCAGGAUGAUGUAGAACCCAUAAUUUCCAAAUAAUGAACCCUAACAUAGUGGUUUCCAAACAGGUUGACCUAUUACUCCCAUGUUAGUGAUAUCUGUUACUGCUUGAAUUUUUAUGAUACAUCUAACUAAAAUUUAUUUUGGAAAGAUUACUCAAACAUCGUCCGGGGGUGUGAGGGGGUGGGGGUUAAACUCCUUGUAAAAAAAUGCAUGUUUUUUCUUGGCUUCAGCUAAUGUGUCUGACAAUCACAAGGCUGUUUUAUCUUCUCUUCCGAACCUCAAUUUGUUUUUUGUACUGUAAACUCUACUCGUUAGCCAAGAUUGUAUUUACAAGUAACUUUGUCUUGGUUAUUUGUAUUCUGUAGAGUGUAAUGUGACUGUGUUAUAUAACAACAUUAUGAGUCAUACUUUCAUAAAAUUAAUUGGUAGAUUGUCAGAAUAAAUUUAGCAAAAAAACCUGUGAGUUUUAUCAUCUCUUUAAAUUCUCUUGCAUCAGAAAGGGGGAAAGAGGGGCUCUCCAUAAAGAGUUAAUAAACAGCUGUCUUUAGCUAAUGCCAGCAAAGCUGUUAGGCAAACUGGUAAAGGUUGCCUGUGUAUCUGAUUAUCUGCAAGACAAUUUGUGCCAUAACAUCUUUGAUUUGUCAUUUUAUAAUGUCCUAGAGUCCCCAUGGCCGUCUGUAACGAUUCUUACCAGCUGCGUCAACAGAUGGCUGUAGAACAGCAGCCCUGACAUGAUUUCAACAGGGUCUUUGGUUUCUUUAUUGCUUCUUAUCUCAAGCUAAAACAGCUGUUACCAAUUGCAGUCCUUGCCUCCUCAAACCUAUAUUUGUUGACCCACACCUGUAGAGACAAUUGUUCUGUUCUCCUGUAUUUAUUCUAAUCUGUUUAGAUUUUGGGAGGCUUUUUCCUAUGGUUUGACACAGCUUCCCUUCCACAGAAGGAGACACGUAACUAAUACAAGACAAAUCUAUAGCUGGACUAAUUAAAACUUCAAGGGACAGAUUCUGCCUUGCCAUGCCAGCGAGCAGUGGGGGUGCAUAAAAAGUCUUCCCCUCACUUGCUCAGCUCACAUAGGGCCUGGCAGACUCCCAGUUCCUGCACUGAGAGAAGCGCACGGGCUGCUUCCUCCUUACAUUUCUUGAGACGGAGAGGAAGCAGGACUAUGACUCCGCCCUCCCUAGUUGCGGGCCAGCGUGCAGGGUGGGAAGUUAUCUGCAUCCAUAAAGCGGUGUAGCAGUGUGCACACAGUUUUUGCAUGCCCUGAAGUUUCAGGUGCUCCCUGCGGGGUAGUGUAGCGUGAACUGUACAAACCAGCGCUGAGUAGAAAUGCAGUCAGAUCUAUCAUCGACGUUUUAAAUGCAAACUGUAGAGCAAAUCCCACUCUCGUGGACACCGGGGCAACCUUAUUAAAGUCAGUGGAGUUGCACAAGUGUAAAUGAGAGAAGAAUUUGACCAUCUGUUUUGAUCACAAUGUUCUAAAAGUUAGGUUCCAAUUGUCAAUUUCUGCAUGUGUAGAACAGGGGAAUUCAAUCCAAAGCCUUCUCCACCUGCAAUGUGGAUUUUACUGUGUGGAUCUGGCAGCUGAAGGAGUAACAAAUCCACACUAAUCAGGGCUGGGGUCAGUGUUCAGUCAGUAACUGACUUCUAGCCCUGUAUUUGGGGCUACACUUAAGUGUAUGUUGCUGGUUCAAGACACACUGUACUAGCAGUCAAACACAAAAGAUUUUGUUUUUUUAAUCUGGGUCUAUGCAGAGAUCCUAAGUGGGGCUAACAUAUUCAUGCUUUUGUAUCUAUUUGAAACAAAUUCCUGUUUUUGCUGGAUGAACAAGGUAACAAUAGGGAAUUGAAAACAAAAGAUCAUUCCAUGGUGCAGUAUCCCAAUGUUUUCUUUUUUAAAAAGUUAUGCAUCACACAAAGUCACCUAUCGCUUGAACUAGAUCUUCAGCAGAGUUCCAGCUGAAAGUAGGGACUAAAAAGUCCAUUUACUUCAAUUAAGCUGUGACAGUUGACACCAGCUGCGAAUCUGCCCUCGAUUUUCUGCUGUUACAUGGCAUCUCACUCCCACACAUCACAACAGGAACAAUGUCUUUGUUCGUGCUCAAAAACAGUAUAACUCACCAUUUGGUUUAUGCCAGAUAUAUGCAAUAUAAAAAAAAAAAUAAAAACCUCUCCUAUUUCUAA
Molecule: messenger RNA, 6817 nt
Organism: Chelonia mydas (Green sea turtle)
Lineage: Eukaryota; Metazoa; Chordata; Testudines; Cheloniidae
Gene: MFAP3
Product: microfibril associated protein 3
Exons: 4
Coding region: 665-1702 (345 amino acids)
Source: RefSeq, a predicted model, not a curated record